UGUACAUCUCUUCCGUGGCUGUGCAUGCGACGUUUUUCGCCAUUAAUACGUUGUAGUUUGAGAAGUCUAUACGUGCAUACGAGCGUACGUUAAUAAGUUCAAAAAAGUAAAAAUGACACUAGAAACAUCGACAUGGCUAAAUCUAUGCUUUGUGGAGAAGAUUCUGCGAAAGUCGGAAAAUGACGAUUCGAUUCAGGUAAUCGAUAUAGUUUCGAAACCAGCUACAAGCAAAGGUGACAACUACACUAGCGACAUGAUUAGGAUUAUUAUCGAAUAUUCACGCGCCUCUGACAUUAAAGAGAAAAAAUCCAUUAUUAUCAAACUCUCUCCUGUAGACGGUGUUCGACAGAAAAUCGUCACACAAAUAGGUCUCUUUCACACAGAGAUGUCGAUGAUGUCCGAUACUUUGGAUAAAAUGAAUAAUUUGUUGGGGUCGAAAUAUCGCUUGAGCGCGAAAAUUCUCUAUGCGCAAAAUGAAAAUCCAACGCUUCUAGUAAUCGAAGAUCUCGUAUCUCUCGGUUUUCGAAUGGUUAAUCGUUCAUCUGGUCUCGAUUUAGAUCAUUCUCUAUUGGCAUUUCAGAGACUUGCCAGGUUUCAUGCAGCCUCCGUUGUCUUAUGCGAAAAGAACCCGAAGCAAAAAGAGAUGUAUUCAAAAGGAAUAUUUUGUAAUCACUCGCUAGAAAUGAAAUCUCUCUUCAUUAUGGGUACCAAAGCUUUAGCAGAUGAGAUUGCAAACUGGCCAGAAGCGAAUAAAUACUCGAAAAAAGUUUCUAAACUUUCCGAUCACAUAUAUCAAAUAGGAAUAGAUGCACAUAUGCUCUGUGAAGACGAAUUUAAUGUUAUUAACCAUGGUGAUUGUCACAUGAAUAAUAUGUUAUUCAAAUAUGACAAUAAUGGCAAACCUACUGAUCAGAUUUUUGUAGACUUUCAAAUGUGUAUCUAUGCAUCAGCGGCACUCGAUCUUAUUUAUUUACUCAAUUCAAGUAUUUUCUUCGAUAUUACUGAACAUAAGACAGAUAUUUUAUUAAACGAAUAUCUUCAUACCUUAUCAACGACUAUGAAACAAUUGAAUUGCAAGACGCAGCCGCCCACUAUGAAAGAACUGAAGGCUUCCAUAAAACGAAGAGUUAGCUAUGGAAUGGUGGUUUCUUUCAUCAUUUUACCGCUUUUGGUACCGUGCUGUAAGUCUGAGGCAAAAGAUUUUGAUGAUAUCAUGAGCACGGGUACUUUUAUAAAUCCAGGUUUAAAGAGUGAGAGUUUGAAAGAAAUAUUGAUAAAAAAACUUCCACUGUAUGACGAGUGGGGUUUGCUGGAUCUUUAAUGUAUACUUUAGUGAUAGAACAUUAAAAUAGAAAAAAAAUACAGAAGUCUAAGAAAGGAUAUUAGAUGUAAAUAUAAAAAUACAUUAAAAUUAAUAACAGUAGACGAAGAAUAUUAACGUUUUGAAAAAGGAUUUUUUUUUUAACUGAUAAAUGUGAAAUU
Messenger RNA from Atta colombica, 1482 nucleotides. RefSeq lists its product as uncharacterized. The record is from RefSeq and is a predicted model, not a curated record. The transcript is spliced from 6 exons. Bases 113 to 1321 code for a protein of 402 amino acids. NCBI's taxonomy places the organism in Eukaryota, Metazoa, Arthropoda, Insecta, Hymenoptera, Formicidae.